This is a messenger RNA of Drosophila pseudoobscura, 492 nucleotides long. RefSeq lists its product as uncharacterized. Bases 103 to 432 code for a protein of 109 amino acids. The record is from RefSeq and is a predicted model, not a curated record. The transcript has 2 exons. Lineage: Eukaryota; Metazoa; Arthropoda; Insecta; Diptera; Drosophilidae.
GAGCUCAGAGAAGAGCGGUCCGUGGUCCAGCGCGGAAUCAAGGAAUCACCCAAUCGAGCAAUCAGGCAAGGACCCAACGACGCAGUUUCCAGGGGCCACAAAAUGCGCAUUUACUCGUAUCUUUGGCAGCAGCUAAUGCUGGUGCUGAUUGCCAGCAUCUGCGUCAAGGCCAAGCCGCUGGUCUCCUUCGGCGUCAGCUACCAGCAGCCGCAGCCCUACGUGGGACCGGGACCAGGAGCCUACUACAACAGCUACUACGGCGGCCCAGGACCCUAUCAGAGUGGCUACGGCUACUACUCCAGCUCCAACCACUACUACGGCAGCAGUCCGGGGGCAUCCUAUCCGUAUCGGUAUCCCUAUGCCGCCGGACACCGCUACGGGGCCCUCGAUGUGGGCAUCGGCGCCCUGUCGCUAACCCCGUUCCUCCUCUGAAAGAGGAGAGCCAAUCGACAGCAAUCGGGAAUACAGUAAACAGAAACCGAAAUGACAAUA